UGAUGGGUGGGCGAGGGCUCGCUCCCCGCUUGUAAUGUGUGUUAAAUUGCAAUUAACUACGUAGCAGCUAGUUGUGCGCGUGUGUGCGUUUUCGCGGUGUGUUAUUUAGAGCCAGUUGCAGCUAUGCCCCCAAACUUUUGAGUGUGUUGGUGCGAGUGGGCGUGUAUGCGCCACAGAAAAUGGGGAACCCGUGCCCGAAACAGAGGUCAAAAGUGUAAACGCGGAGCUCGCGCGAGGCAAGGUCAAAUGCGAUAGCGAUGGAGUAGAUGAGCUUGUUUUGGCUUUCAGUUUAUUAGGAGGAAAAUAAAAAUAACGCUGGUAUUGCGUCCCACAAGGGCAUAUGUAGUGGUGCUGCUUGCUAGGCAUGCUCUUCAGGCAUUCCUCGUUCCCAUGCUGAUAAGAGUGAGAGAGGGACGGAGGCAGAAAGAGCGCGUCAGCUGUUCAAUGUUUUGGUUGUGUGGAGGGCACAGGUUUCGCUUCGCAGAUUCGUUCUUUGAACAGUUUCAUUUGGAACUCUCGCCUCCACGUUUGCUUGUCGUACUGUCGUACUCUGGUAUGCGUCGUAUCCACUUGCCACGAUCCUCGACGCGCGCGUCUUUCUGAGCGUUUUUCGAUGAAAAUACAUACAGGCUGGAUCGGCGGCAGUGGCAGCGGCAGCGGCAAUUGAGUUUUCAUUAUCGGCAAUUGCGGCGGUACGGAAGCGCGGCCAACUGACGUCUCCGUCUGACGUCUGCGCCACACAGCCCGCCCACCCCUUCCGCGUGUGAGUGUGUGCGCUAUAUUUUGUUAUUAUUGAGCUGAUGACGCGUUCGUUGGCACAAGCGUUUCGCCAUAGAACCUACGGAUAAAGCCAGCUAGCCAGCUAGCUAGCCAGGCAGCUACAUUAAUUAAAGCAAACUAAACCCAAUCAAGAGUGAUGGAAAAUUCCCAGACACACGGCCAGCGCCAAGAGUUAAUUGCUAUUGCCAUACCUGAGACUGAGACAUUAAAAAAGCAUUAAAUGUGCCUCGUCACGACCGAUAAAAAGCCCGCGAAACUACAUCAACUAUUUGAAACAUCAGAGUGUGAAGCAUAUAGGGAAGCAUAGACGUCUCCCCCGCAGCUGGUGAAAAUGAUGCUUAACAAAUACGAAAGCUAUCAACACGCAAGCCAAAUGUUUCCCCAUCAAGAACAGCAGCAGCAGCAGCAGCACCCGCUGCAACAUCAGCACCAGCACCAGCAUCCGACCCUCGCCCACACCUUCCCUCAUCUUCAGUAUGGGAGCGGGAACGCGGCAGGUGGGUCUACGGGCGCCACAGAAUCGGCAGCGGACCUGUUGAAGGCCGAACGGGAGUCGAUACACUCCGGCCAGUUCAUGGUCUCGCAUUUCGAGGCCGAGGAGGCGCAAGACGAUCUCGAGGACGAUGAGGAGGUGAAAAUGCUGGACCCGGAGGAUCCCACACUGGACAAGCCCGGCGAGCCGGCCAACACCUGUCGCGACGUCCAGCUGUACGUGCCCCAAACGGUCAGCCAAAUCAAUCGCAUGGAUCAGGAGUGCGACGAGAGCAGUAUGAGCAUGAUUACAUCGCACCUGGAGAUCGAAACAUCGCUGACUAAGCUGUUCAAGUGCAUGAAUCUGGCGUACAGCCAAAAACUAACAUCCCCCAAAUGGAAUCAUUUCAAAGGAGUUCGCCUUCGUUGGAAGGACAAGAUUCGCCUCAACAAUGUCAUAUGGCGGUGUUGGCAUAUGCAGUUCAUUCAAAAGCGCAGAACUCCGGUGUGUCAAUUUGCCUCGCCGUUGGACGUUGACAUACAUAGUAAUCCUCAAACAGUUGUACUUGAGGGCAAGUAUUGGAAACGUCACUCAGCUGUAAUUAAGGCUGAAUACAGAAAAUGGCGCAAGAACUAUAGAUCAAAGGCAACCGGAUGUUUAACUUACGAUUCGAAAAGUGAGUUGGACUUUCUGGAAUGGUCGCCCCUGAACGAUAGGAAUCUUAUGAUUGACGAAUUGACAACUGACACCUUGUUCUCAGCCAUAAAUGUUCCGUUUCCCUUUCCGGAUUCUAGAGAAAUCGCACGUGGCGCAAGCAUUGCGGAUUUCAUACAGCCAAGUCUGGGCCCCCUGCAACCGAAUUUAGAUGACAUAGACGUUACUUUCUCAGAUCUGAUACCUGCUACACGAUUGCCCCCUGUUCCAGAGGAGGGCACCGAUGCCGAGAUGCUCAAGAACGACGACUACUGCCUGUCAGCCAUUGUGGGUGCCCCGCACACUCUCUACAGCAGUGACAGAAUGAUGGACGUGGUUAUCAGCAACAACAGUGGCGCCGGAGACAUCGACGCCAACAUGAUGGAGCUCAACACGCCCAUCAACACGAUGGCCUAUAAUGAGAUCGAACAAAGGUUCUCGGUGGCGCGUCAGGAGCAGCAGUCCGCCAACGAGUCCCAGUUUCUGGGGGACUCGGGCUCGUUGUCCGGUCGGAUGCACGGCAGCAGUAAGCACUUCGGGGCCAUCAACGCGGGUGACAAUACCAGCAACAGGUGCGUCAUCAACGGCCGGGUGGCUAAGAGCACACAGAGGCCCUUCCGGCGGGAGCCGCACAACUACGACAAGGCCCAGCCCACUCUGCACCAGACGAACCUCUACCAGCAGAUGCUGGCCGAGCAGCAGAAGAACCAACAGCAGCAACAUCAGUCCCAGAUGGGCGGAGGCAUUGUGUUGCAGGCAGCUUCCUUCCAGGCAUCUCAACAACAACAACAAAUAAACCAGCAACAGCAACAUUUUCCCACUCAGCAGACGAACACGUUCGCCAACCAAAGCUUUCUAAGCGGCUACACAGACAACUACCAGCAACAGCAGCAGCAGCAGCCGCUCAACGUCAAGGUGGAGCCUCUGCAGAACGAUAUGCUGUCGCUGCACAAUGACAGCGGCUAUAACUCCAUCGGCUACAAACCCUAUCCGCAAUUCAAGAAGUCUGCCUCGACAGGAACGUUUCUUAAUGUCCCCAGGCUGCCGCAACAGCAGCAGCAGCAGCAGCAAGGAUACUUGCAGCCGGAGUCGCCGCAGAUGCAGCAGUCGCUUCCCUUGGGCCUGAGUACGCAACAGUUGUUGCAGCUGUCGCGCCAGCAGCAGACAACUCCCACCCAUCAGCAACAGCACCAAUCAGCAGUGGCCUGCUUGUUGCAGCAACAGCAGCAGCAACAUCAGCAGCAGCAGCAACAACAGCAGCAGCAGCAACAUCAGCAGCAGCAGCAACACCUUCAGACCUCUGUCAGUACAGCCACUUGGGUGUCGCCAAACACCAUCUUGCCCAAAGAAAUCCAUCGCUCCAACAGCUUGCCACUAAAUGUGACUCUGAACAAACCGGCCGACGGCAGACAGCUCAUCCACGAGCAACCUUUCGCCGUGCCCAAGUAUCAUGCAAAGGGAAAGACAAGGGUGCGAAGCAACUCGAUGCACCAGCAACACACCUCUGUGGUGGCAGCAGCCAGAGCGUGUGGGUCGUCCCUGAGCUCCCACAGCUGCAGCAACUUGCUGGUCGCGGAGCCAAUGCAACCGGCCACCAGCGAUCCUAUGCUUCACAGCACUCUGGCCCAAUUGUUGACGUCAAAUUCACGUUUGCAGACAGCCGUAGCAAACAGUUCACAGUCGAAUCCAACCUCCGCUAAUGCCAUAGCCACCACUAGUACCAGCAGCAACAUGUCCCCGGCCCUCUAUGCUGCAAUAACAACGCCGCUGUCGGUGCCAGUGCCAACGCAACAACACUCACCAAAGAAGUCAGCCUCAUUGCCCAUGGCCAUAAAUCCGGCGCUGAACAGUCCACCCGGCGCAGCCAAAAUGCAGAGCUUCGGCCCAUCCAUUGGAAGUCUUGGCGGCAGUAGCCUAAGCCUAUCGCCGGAGUCACCGUUUCACGACUCCCAGGACUCGCCGCUUUCGCCGUCGGCCAGUCUAAAGUUCCAGCCGAGGGACACUCAGCGGCGGGCGGGCCAUAUCCACGCUGAGCAGAAGCGGCGUUACAACAUUAAGAACGGCUUUGACACCCUGCACGCUCUUAUUCCACAACUGCAGCUGAAUCCGACCACCAAGCUGAGCAAGGCGGCUAUGCUGCAGAAGGGCGCGGACCACAUAAAGCAAUUGCGACAGGAGCGCAGUGUGCUGAAGGACAAGAUCGAGGCACUUCGAAUUGAAAGGGAUGACCUAAACAACUCCUUAACGCACCUCCACUCCAUCCUGCCGGCAAAUGGAGCGCCUGUGACGAGACAGGGAUCUGAGCAUGUGCGGCAGCUGUACGAGAUCUAUGUGCGGUACAACACCAUGAACGACUGGAAGUUUUGGAUUUUGGGUCUCAUUCUGGAGCCACUGCUUGCCUCGUAUACUUCGACGGUUUCAAGUGCCAGUCUGGACGAACUCCGCCGGACUGCCUUCUUGUGGGUGGAUCAGCACUGUUCCCUCAUUGAUCUGCGACCCGCUGUUACAAAUAAAUUGAAGUACCUAUCGAUGCACACAGACAUCGUGUCAGAGCCGCCAAGCACCUUGCAAGAAGAGGUUACCAAGGCCUUGCAGAACUCAAGUGGACAGCAUCCAAACCUACAUGGCUAAUACUGUUGAUGCUCCUGUCCGUGAUAAGAAUUUAUUCAGUCUUUUUUUUAGAAAUAAAUGCUACAAAUUGUUUGGUUUAUUUGCUCGCCGAAAUUCAUUAUGAAUUCAUGUACAAAAAAAAAAAAAAUGAAUGUUAGAAAGAUUUUUAUACAAGAGAUUGGCAGCUGCCAUUAUUACGCAAAGCAGCAGAUAGUGCCUACCAUUUUGACAUAAGGGUAAAAUAAAUACAGAAUUUUACAAAUUUAAUAAAAAA
This is a messenger RNA of Drosophila bipectinata, 4829 nucleotides long. RefSeq names its product MLX interacting protein mondo (gene Mondo). Gene Ontology annotation, biological process: regulation of transcription by RNA polymerase II. The record is from RefSeq and is a predicted model, not a curated record. NCBI's taxonomy places the organism in Eukaryota, Metazoa, Arthropoda, Insecta, Diptera, Drosophilidae. Gene Ontology annotation, cellular component: nucleus. Gene Ontology annotation, molecular function: protein dimerization activity; RNA polymerase II cis-regulatory region sequence-specific DNA binding; DNA-binding transcription factor activity, RNA polymerase II-specific.